GGGCCGGGCCCAGGCUGCGGCGGCGGCGGCGGCGGCGGCCAGAGCGGGCGGCGGCGGCGACGGCGGCGGCGGCGCGUCCUCGGCCUCCAGCGCGACCAUCAUGAGCACCAAGCAGGUCACUUGCAGGUAUUUCAUGCACGGCGUGUGUCGGGAAGGAAACCAGUGCCUCUUCUCCCAUGACUUGGCGAGCAGCAAGCCCUCCACCAUCUGCAAAUACUACCAGAAGGGCUGCUGCGCCUACGGGACUCGAUGCAGGUACGACCACACGAGGCCCUCUGCGGCGGCGGGCGGUGCCGUGGGCGCCGGGCCCCACGCCGUGCCCUCCCCCGGCUUCCACAGCCCCCACCCUCCUGCCAGCCACGCCGCGGCCAUCGUGAAGAUGAGUCUCCACGAGCCGGGGAAGCGGGAGAAGAGAACCGUGGUGCUGAGAGACCGAAAUCUCUCUGGCCUGGCCGAGGAGAAGCCGUGUCCCGGCGUGGUGGGCAGCGCGGGCGGCUGCAGCGACGCCCAGGGCUGCCCGGAGGUGAAGCCGCACUCCUACCUGGACGCCAUCCGCAGCGGCCUGGACGAGCCCGAGGCCGGCAGCUCUGACGGCGCCGAGCAGCUGCUGUGCCCCUACGCGGCUGCCGGCGAGUGCCGGUUCGGGGACGCGUGUGUCUACCUGCACGGGGACAUGUGUGAGAUCUGCAGGCUGCAGGUCCUGCACCCCUUCGACCUGGAGCAGAGGAAAGCGCACGAGAAGAGCUGCAUGUCCACGUUCGAGCACGAGAUGGAGCAGGCCUUCGCCCUGCAGGCCAGCCAGGACAAGGUCUGCAGCAUCUGCAUGGAGGUCAUCCUGGAGAAGGCGUCGGCGUCCGAGCGCAGGUUCGGCAUCCUGUCCAGCUGCAACCACACCUACUGCCUGUCCUGCAUCCGCCAGUGGCGGUGCGCCAAGCAGUUCGAGAACCCCAUCAUCAAGUCCUGUCCCGAGUGCCGCGUGAUAUCGGAGUUUGUGAUCCCCAGCGUGUACUGGGUGGAAGAUCAGAAUAAGAAAAACGAGUUGAUCGAAGCUUUUAAGCAGGGAAUGGGGAAAAAGGCUUGUAAGUACUUCGAGCAGGGCAAGGGGUCCUGCCCGUUCGGAAGCAAAUGCCUGUACCGCCACGCGUACCCCGACGGGCGGCUCGCAGAGCCCGAGAAGCCGCGCAAGCAGCUCAGCUCCGAGGGCACCGUGCGGUUCCUGAAUUCCGUGCGGCUGUGGGACUUCAUUGAGAACCGCGAGACCCAGCACGUCCCCAGCUCGGAGGACGGCGACAUGACGGAGCUGGGGGACCUCUUCAUGCACCUGUCCGGGGUGGAGUCGCCCGAGUCCUGAGUGGGCCCCGCUCCCCCCGGACCAGGGAGGCGCGAGAGCCCCCUUGACGGCAGCCCGAGGUGGUGCCCCUCAGGGAGAGGCCUUCGCCACCUCAGCCGCCUCGACUCCCCUCGCACGGGAGGCGACGGCUAUAAAUGACCUAACAAGUAGGAGUGACUGUCACUGUUGAUCCGCGGGCAGCCGGGGGCGCAGCGGCCCCGACACGGCACACUCAUUUCCUGCAGAGGCCUCGGCCCGUGACAGCCCCUGCAGUUCCCCCAGCGUCCCACCCGUGCAUGGCCAGCAGCUGGCUCUCCGGGGCCCAUUGUUCCUGUAUCCAGGGGGUCAGGGGCCAGGCGGCACAGCCCCUCACCUCUGGGGGGGCCCAACUGGAGGAGGCCGGUACUGCCCUCAGUAGUGCACGUAGCCCACCAGAAACUGGCUCGGGGGCGUCUGGCUCUGGCCCGCUGUCUCCCACCCACAGAAGCCAGGGCCGGUCAGUGCGGGUGGCAAGGUCGGGGUGGGCCCCUGCCCCUGCCCCUGCCCAGGCUGUGGGCCCGGUUCCCGGCGCUCUGGAUACGAGUAGUGGGAAGUUCUGCUGUGCAGCCGGCAUCACUUCUCUAAGGAGGAAACAGCCAUCAGCCUACAUUUAAUUUAUUUUAUUAAAAUAACAUAAUCGAGGAACCAUCAGAUAACUAUUUUGUCAGGCGCAAUAAAAACAAUUAAAACCCCGAUCA
Messenger RNA from Sorex araneus (European shrew), 2067 nucleotides. RefSeq names its product makorin ring finger protein 2 (gene MKRN2). Lineage: Eukaryota; Metazoa; Chordata; Mammalia; Eulipotyphla; Soricidae. Gene Ontology annotation, biological process: protein polyubiquitination. Gene Ontology annotation, molecular function: ubiquitin protein ligase activity; metal ion binding. The record is from RefSeq and is a predicted model, not a curated record. The transcript has 8 exons. Bases 101 to 1351 code for a protein of 416 amino acids.